This is a messenger RNA of Aspergillus wentii DTO 134E9, 886 nucleotides long. RefSeq names its product ankyrin repeat domain-containing protein. The transcript has a single exon. The record is from RefSeq and is a predicted model, not a curated record. Lineage: Eukaryota; Fungi; Ascomycota; Eurotiomycetes; Eurotiales; Aspergillaceae. The coding region runs from base 56 to 814 and encodes 252 amino acids. Gene Ontology annotation, molecular function: protein binding. Gene Ontology annotation, cellular component: cytoplasm; nucleus.
CAGACCACCCACUGGGUGGCCGUCUACACUUGUUCUCACAACCAUAACACCCACCAUGUCUCUAUUAACAAUCCCUAACGAAAUCCUAAUGCUCAUCGUGAACAAACUCGACGAAAACAACCUCAACACCCUCCUCCAAAUCAACCGCUCCUUCUACGACGGCCUCAACACCCACCUCUACACAUCCCACGUCCAUCACUGCGGCGGCGCAGCCCUAAUGUGGGCCGCGACCAACGGACGAACAGCCACAGCAAAGCGAUUCCUCGAUCUCGGCGUCGACCCGAACCUGUCGAUCGUGUUCCCGAAAUACACAGGGCCAGGCGCAAGCGAUUCGAGCCUGGUCGUUGUACAACGAGACAGUCAGAGCAAGACGCUCAUCCACAAAGACUGCGUCGCGCGAUGGUUCAACGGCGAAGCACAGUGGUACUGGGGCGAGGAAUACAUGGACCAGGUGCCGUUGCUGGCGGCGAUCAAUCGGUCGCAUGAGGGUGUGGUACGACUGCUUCUGGGGCACGGCGAUAUCGAUACGAAAUGCAGGUCGAGUAUUGGGUAUUUUCGGGUGUAUACGACGCUGCAUCUGGCGGCGGAAAAGGGGCAUGUGGGGAUUAUGAAGAUGUUGUUGGAGAGGGGGGUGGGGGAGUGGUCGUAUACGGAGAGUAGUGGGUAUGAGCGGACGGUUGUGUAUGAGGCUGUUUUGAAUCGACAUGCGGAUAUGGUUGAUUUUCUGCUGAGAGAGGCGCAGAAUGGAGGUCGUGGGCAUGAGUUUAAGGGGCGGGAGGAGAGGGAUGAACGACUGUAUAAUGCGUGGAACUGAGGCUAUCCAGGAGGAUUAUAAAGUGUUAAUAUUGCAUGCCCACUAUGAAUCGAGAUUAUAAUCAGGCACUAU